AUGGAACAAAACCAGUUUAAUGAACUAGACCUAGGACUUGAUCUUCUUGACAAGCCUUUUCUUUGGGUUGUUCGUCCUAGUAAUGACAACAAGGUAAACUAUACAUACCCUAAUGAUUUUCAUGGAAGUAAAGGUAAAAUUGCUGGUUGGGCACCACAAAGAAAAAUAUUGAAUCAUUCAGCAAUUGCAUGUUUUUUUAGUCAUUGUGGUUGGAAUUCUACCAUAGAAGGUGUACAUGUUGGUGUAUCUUUUUUGUGUUGGCCAUUUUUGACUGAUCAGUUUCUUAAUAAGUCUUAUAUUUGUGAUGUGUGGAAAAUUGGACUUGAAUUAGAGAAGGAUGAUAAGGGGUUUAUAUCAAGGCAAGAGAUAAGGAAGAAGGUGGAUCAAGUACUUGGUGUUGAUGACAUAAACAAAAUGUGUUUGAAAAUUUAA
Vicia faba (fava bean) is the source of this 432-nucleotide messenger RNA. NCBI's taxonomy places the organism in Eukaryota, Viridiplantae, Streptophyta, Magnoliopsida, Fabales, Fabaceae. The record is from the annotation of a GenBank genome assembly.